AUGUGGGCGGCGCGGCGCUCCGAGGCAGCGGCGAAGAUGGUGCAGGACCACAUUCGAGGCAAUCUCUUCCUGCGGUGGAUGCAGAUGCGCGAGAUCCCUGCCGCGCUGCUGAUCUUUCCAGCAGAGAGGAACAAGGCCAAGGCUCCGCCCAAGGACUUCCUGUGA
Messenger RNA from Effrenium voratum, 165 nucleotides. Lineage: Eukaryota; Dinophyceae; Suessiales; Symbiodiniaceae. The record is from the annotation of a GenBank genome assembly.